UCUCUAAUACUUGACAAUUCACGGAACACAGUUGUGGGUUGAAGGAAGGUUGUAAUUUGUAGGUAUGGACUUUAACUUGAAAUCGUAUGUAAUUAACAUUGUUUUGUAAUAUUUUAUUGAACCUCGGACGUAUGUGUUGUUGAACCGUGAUAAUAAAUUUAAUUCUAUUAACAUACUAAGAGUUACUAAGUCUGAAUGCUCACAAAUUAUUAAGGAAGCAACAUUUAUAUUUUACAUAACUUAGAAAGUUUCUUGAAUUGUUACAAUAUUUAAAAUGCCCGAAAAAACAGUAAAAAAAGUAGGAAAUCCCGGACCUUCGGCUGUCGGAAAAUUAUAUCUUAUUGCCUACAACACAAUACAGACUUUUGGAUGGACUUAUAUGCUGAUACAGUCUGUUAUACACUUUUUGAAUCGUGGAACUUUGGAUAACUUUUGGCCAGAAAUAAAAUGGACUGUCAUUAUAUUUCAGAAUGCUGCAGUACUUGAGAUAUUGCAUGCGGCCAUUGGAUUAGUACCAUCUAGUGUAUUUGUGGUUUUGAUGCAAGUAUACUCGCGCGUAUUUCUAGUAUGCGGAGCUUUGCUGACAGUCGAAGGUGCCACCACAAGUCCUGGGCUACCUCUAUGUAUUCUAGCAUGGUCCAUAACUGAAAUUAUUCGUUAUGCUUACUAUGCAGUUAAUUUAAUUGGAAGUGUGCCUCGUCCCCUUAUGUUUAUAAGAUAUUCUACGUUCUUAGUCCUCUACCCAGUCGGUAUCACGGGAGAACUGCUAUGCAUGUACCACGCAUUGGAUGAAAUUUGGGACAAAAAAUUGUUUACUAUAUCUAUGCCUAAUGCUUGGAACUUCGCUUUCAAUUAUUAUUACUUUUUAAUUUUCUAUAUGCUACUGUACAUUCCACUUUUCCCCGUUCUUUUUGGUCACAUGUUGUCUCAAAGAAGGAAAAUGCUUGGUAAAGAUCAAAAGAAGACAAAAUAAGGGUUAUAAAACAUUCAUUUAUUUUCUUUUCAAAUUUAUUAUUGCACUUUUGUUAUAAGAAAUAAAUUAUUUUCUAGUAAAA
Messenger RNA from Manduca sexta (tobacco hornworm), 1055 nucleotides. It is a transcript of the gene Hacd1, whose product is annotated as very-long-chain (3R)-3-hydroxyacyl-CoA dehydratase hpo-8. Gene Ontology annotation, cellular component: endoplasmic reticulum membrane. The coding region runs from base 275 to 973 and encodes 232 amino acids. The transcript has 4 exons. NCBI's taxonomy places the organism in Eukaryota, Metazoa, Arthropoda, Insecta, Lepidoptera, Sphingidae. The record is from RefSeq and is a predicted model, not a curated record. Gene Ontology annotation, molecular function: 3-hydroxyacyl-CoA dehydratase activity. Gene Ontology annotation, biological process: fatty acid elongation; sphingolipid biosynthetic process; very long-chain fatty acid biosynthetic process.